Molecule: messenger RNA, 3248 nt
Organism: Panthera uncia (snow leopard)
Lineage: Eukaryota; Metazoa; Chordata; Mammalia; Carnivora; Felidae
Gene: SLX4IP
Product: SLX4 interacting protein
Exons: 8
Coding region: 273-1499 (408 amino acids)
Source: RefSeq, a predicted model, not a curated record
AGACACAGGCAUAGUGUGCUCUCUCCCUGCGAAGGAGUGACCAACAAGUCACACAGAUUUCAGCUAGAAGGUGGCAGCGCAGGUGCAAUCGGUGCUUUCACUGGAACACCUUUUCCAUCUACUCCACGGCGUGGCCGCGCAGAUGCGAGGGGAAGAGGGUCUACACCUGUAAUUCUUAGCCGCCCUACUGCCAUUCACAUUCCCUCCAGCUGCAAGUAUUUACUGCCCAUGGCUAUUUUAAGGGUCUGUAAUUACUCUGGAAUCAGUAAACCAUGGCGUCAAAGAAAUUUGCUGUUAAAUGUGGGAAUUUUGCUGUCCUGGUGGAUCUUCACAUAUUGCCGCAAGGUUCAAACAAAGAUACCAGCUGGUUUUCUGAACAGAAGAAAGAGGAAGUCUGUUUACUGUUAAAAGAAACCAUUGAUUCAAGAGUUAAGGAGUACUUGGAAGUUCGUAAACAGCACAGGCCAUCAAAUACAGAAUUCACAAGAUCCAGUCCCUUGACCUUAAAAGGUUAUGGCUUUCAAAUCACAGCCUAUUUCCUCAAGAGAGGGAUACGCCUCCACUGUUUCAGAAGUUCACAGAAUACUGAGCUCCGUGUAUUUCCUGACAGAUUUGUGGUCUGUGUAAGUCAACUUUCAUUCAGUAGUGAUCUUAUGGCAAGUCAGAAUGAAGAACUGACAGAAGGAGCUCUCCACGGAGCGUCUGAUUAUCUUGCUGAGUGUGCCGAGAGUCCACUUCCUCCCAGUGCAAAGCGCAAGAGAAAUGCUCUGAAAGAAAUUGUGAGAAGAACUGAAACAAAAAGCAGCGUUGUGAGCAAAUCACGGAGCAGCCGGGACAUUGGGGGAACAGCUAGUGACCCAGUGAUUGCAGAGAUAGCGAGGAGGAGGGGUGACAGUCAGGCUUCAGCCAGUCCCCCAUCAGAGUCCACAGGACAAGCAGAAGAUAACAUAAAGGCAGCUGAGAGCCACUGGGGGCUUCCUGUUCAAAAGCUGGAAAAUGUUCAUCAGACCCAGCCAGAAGACGCUAGCAGCCAGCAAAAACCUCAUCAUGGGGAGUGGUCAGAGACAGGGCUUCUAAGCAGGAGCCCCGUCUUUAGCUGUGAGUCAGCAUUGCCAGGUCCAAAACAAAGUCCACAAGGGGCCAGAACACAACAGAAACGCAGGAACCUCGGCUCUGCGGAAGACGUCGACCACCACAAGAGAGUUUCUCUUGGAAGUGAUCGAUUAGUCCCAAGAGAAAUAAUAGGGGAAAAAAGCAAAGCUGUCAGGGUUUUGCCAACUUCAGAGCUGUCGGAUCCGGGGUUACUUUUGAAACAAGGUUUGGCAAAAACGGCGUCUAAUGAAGAGUUGCAUGUUUUGGAAAAUCUCUCCUCUGGACAUCUUACGAAAAAUAAGCUAGGGCAGGCACAGCAAACUGGCUCAGCCACAAACACUGAAAGAUUAUCUGCACUCCAGGGCAGUCCAACCAAGAAAAGAAAGAAGCAUGAAAGAGGCCACUAACUUACUAAAGGGGAUUGCAGAGAUGUAGUUGGGUCUAUAGUGGCUGAAGAUGUGGAAAGAGAGGGGUCUGUGUAGAUGCUGUGAUUUUAAAGGAAUUAGAAUGAUUAUUUUGUACCGAAAAUGUGUAUCUGUGUUAGUGUUAGUUUUCAAUGCAUUCAUCUUCAGGAGGCUAUAUGAUUUUUCUAACAAUGUUGCUACUUUCUCAUACUUUAUAACUGUCUUCAGAAAGUUAUUUUAGUGGGAAAUGGCCAUUCACCUUGUCAAGGAUGAUCCCAUUCUUGAAGGACCUGCCUGAAGAAACCAACCAUGUGCUUUCUUGGCCCAUCACUGUGCACACCGUAUGAUGGGCUAUAUGAAGACAGGUCCAUAGUGCAAUAUCUAGGGGUACAAUUUCUCCUCCUGUUCCUCAGCCUGAAUUGAACAGAAGUGAAGGAACAGGCUAGCCGUCUUCAACAUCUGGUUCUGGGCCCAGCAUCACUGUCUAAAAAUAUGUUAGAAAGGCCCAUCUUGGACCCCACCCCAGGCCUACUGAAUGAGAAACCCUGGGUGAUUCUGAAACAUGCUCAAGUUUGAGAACCACUGGACUAAUUGGAGACUCCCUAGUGUUUCUUUCCUCAAUACUGGCUACCAUGGCCUCCACCUCAUCAGCUGGGGCCCACAUGUGGACAUGCACACCCUUGUGCUCCCUCAAACUUGUAAAACACCUGGGUUCAGCCUAUGAGCAGCUCUGUUCCCAGGUUCUCUACAGCACUGUGGCCGCUGCACCCACAAAACUGUUAAUUACCCUAAAAUUACUAGAAGUUUAUGGCUAAUUUGACCUUGCAUUAGAGGAAGAGAGUAGAGGGACAGGCUUGCUCUUGCUUGUAGCUCAGGCGUGUCCCUGCCCCUGCACUUGCCCCCACCUCUGAGAUUUUGGUUAGGUUCAGGAAGGAUUCGAACCCAAGGAGAGCUCAGUGGCCAGAGUUUCCGGUUUCCCAUUUGGAAGGCAUCACAGGCAGUUUCAGUUUCAAAACAGGAGCCUUCCGUUUGCACUGUCACCCACUAAUGUCUCCAGUGGGCUUGCUGAAAUGUCAGAGUGAAUCAUAGCAAUGACUUAUUUUGGAUGGACACCUACUAAAGAUUUUGUUAACCCAGUUUCAUUCUAAAAUAGGGGAAAAAAACAUAUUCACAGGCCACCCAUCAAAUACAUCUUUUUUUCUACUCAACAUUGUGUGGUCCUUUGAAGUAGCACCUCCCUAGUAACAAGGAAAAUCAAGUAUAUUCCCAGAGUGUUGGAGUUAGCAGAAAAAUAACCCAGAAAAAGCCUAAUGUAAUAAAAGAAUAUGGAAACAGACACAGUGUUGGUGGUUUGUGCUUAAGACUAAUUAUGGUUACUCCUAGCUCAUUCUGUGCUUCCCCAUGUCUCUUUUCCCACUUGUGUUGUAGGGUAUUACUCAUUAAGAGGCAGCCAUAUUUCAUGGCACCAUCUUGGGUCAUGAAGUUCAGUGUUGGUCACUAUACUUGGCCAUGAAUGUAGAUCCUAUUCCUUUGAUAUUCCCCACCUUGCCUGGAAACCUGUUCCCUUCAUGUGGUCCCAGCCUCAUGACCUUCACUCACUGGGAACGUGGCCCCAUGCACUGCUGUCCUUUCCUCUUCCCAUCCCUAGGUUUUUUUUCCUGCUCUUAGCUGAUUCCAAGCAAAGCAUUCUGUGGGAAAAGAGGGAACCCAACAGGAUACUAACCACAGUGGAGCAGAUUGUGCUCAUCCAGU